GAUCGUGUGGCGAAUUGACCGUUGCAGGCUCGGUAUGUGGCGCAUGAGUAUGCGUUUCGGGAUGUAACGGCGGUCUCGCGGAGUACCGACGCUGAAUUCAAAUAUAUAUAUAUAAAUAUAUAUAUAUAUAUAUAAACACGGGGGGACUCAGAAGAAAACCGAAGGAAAGCGUGCACUAAACUAAGGGAGUUUACGACAGCACGGCUUGGAGGGAGACACGGUAGCGUGGCAGGAGAGGGAGAACUAGCAAAUCCAACGGACACAGCACGCAGAAAUGGCGGAGCACCAUGCAGCCGGCGACGGCAAGCACAAAGCAUCCACCAAUGCCGGGGGCUCGGUGCACGGGAACAGCCGACCCGGCGCCGCCGGUGUCGGAGGGGGAAAAGGAGGCCUGUCUGGUGGACUGACACAGCCGGCGGGAUGGCAGUCUUUACUCUCCUUCAGCAUUCUGUUCCUGGCCUGCCUGGCCGGAUUCAGCUCCAGACUUUUUGCGGUGAUCCGGUUCGAGAGCAUCAUCCACGAGUUUGAUCCAUGGUUCAAUUACAGAUCGACGCACCAUCUCACCACAAAUGGCUUCUACGAGUUCCUCAACUGGUUUGAUGAGAGGGCCUGGUACCCCUUGGGCAGGAUCGUUGGCGGCACGGUAUACCCGGGGUUAAUGGUGACUGCUGGCCUCAUCCACUACAUGCUCAACCUGCUCCACCUCACCGUCCACAUCCGUGACGUGUGCGUCUUUCUGGCGCCGGUGUUCAGUGGUCUGACGGCCAUCUCCACCUACCUGCUGACGCGGGAGCUGUGGAACCAGGGUGCAGGUCUGCUGGCGGCCUGCUUCAUUGCCAUCGUCCCAGGCUACAUCUCCCGCUCGGUCGCGGGCUCCUUUGACAACGAGGGCAUAGCCAUCUUCGCCCUGCAAUUCACCUACUACCUCUGGGUGAAGUCGGUGAAGACGGGCUCUGUGUUCUGGGCCAUUGGCUGUUGCCUCUCCUAUUUCUACAUGGUGUCGGCAUGGGGAGGCUAUGUGUUCAUCAUCAACCUGAUUCCUCUGCAUGUGUUUGUGCUGAUGCUGAUGCAACGCUACAGCAGAAGACUCUACAUCGCUUACAGCACUUUUUACAUCGUGGGUCUCGUACUGUCGAUGCAGAUCCCCUUUGUUGGCUUCCAGCCAAUCAGGACCAGCGAGCACAUGGCUGCUGCCGGUGUGUUUGCACUCCUCCAAGCCUACGCCUUCCUGCAGUACCUCAAGGACAGGCUGACCAGACAGGAGUUCCAGACGCUUUUCCUCCUCGGAGUCUCUCUCGCCGCUGGUGUGGUCUUCCUCACCGUCAUCUAUCUCACUUACACAGGGUACAUUGCUCCGUGGAGUGGUCGUUUCUACUCUCUCUGGGACACUGGCUAUGCAAAGAUCCACAUCCCCAUCAUAGCGUCGGUGUCGGAACACCAGCCGACAACGUGGGUCUCCUUUUUCUUCGACCUCCACAUCCUGGUCUGCACGUUCCCAGCAGGCCUCUGGUUCUGCAUCAAGAACAUCAACGAUGAACGAGUGUUCGUGGCCCUGUAUGCCAUCAGCGCGGUCUAUUUUGCCGGCGUGAUGGUGCGUCUGAUGCUGACGCUGACCCCGGUGGUGUGCAUGCUGUCUGCGGUGGCUUUCUCCAGCGUCUUUGAGCAUUACAUGGGGGAUGACACAAAGAGGGAGAAACCACCCGCCGAAGACAGCAGCGACGAGGACGACAAGAGGAAUUCUGGGACUCUUUAUGACAAGGCCGGCAAGGUGCGCAAACACGUGUCGGAGCAGGAGAAGGCAGAGGAGGGUCUGGGUCCGAACAUCAAGUCCAUCGUCACCAUGCUCAUGCUGAUGCUGCUGAUGAUGUUCGCCGUCCACUGCACCUGGGUCACCAGUAACGCCUACUCCAGUCCCAGUGUGGUGCUGGCCUCGUACAACAACGAUGGGACGCGCAACAUCCUGGAUGACUUCAGGGAGGCCUACUACUGGCUGAGGCAGAAUACAGACGAGCACGCCCGCGUCAUGUCGUGGUGGGACUACGGCUACCAGAUAGCCGGCAUGGCCAACAGGACCACGCUGGUCGAUAAUAACACGUGGAACAACAGUCAUAUAGCACUGGUGGGGAAAGCCAUGUCUUCCAACGAGAGCGCAGCCUACACAAUCAUGAGGUCUCUGGAUGUGGACUACGUGCUGAUUAUCUUCGGAGGAGUAAUCGGCUACUCGGGAGACGAUAUAAACAAGUUCCUGUGGAUGGUGAGGAUAGCGGAGGGAGAGCACCCAAAGGACAUCAGGGAGAGCGACUACUUCACCCCUCAGGGAGAGUUCAGAGUGGAUAAGGCCGGUUCACCGACUCUGCUCAACUGCCUUAUGUACAAGAUGUCCUACUACCGAUUUGGUGAAAUGCAGCUGGACUUCCGGACGCCUCCCGGCUUCGACCGAACGCGCAAUGCCGAGAUCGGCAACAAGGAUAUCAAGUUCAAGCACCUGGAGGAGGCGUUCACCUCUGAGCACUGGCUGGUGAGGAUCUACAAGGUCAAGAACCUGGACAACAGGGAGCCGCUGGACCACAAGCUUCGCAGUAUAGUGCCCAAGCAGAAGUACACCUCCAAAAAGACUGCCAAGAGGAAGCGAGGACACAUCAAGAACAAGCUUUUCCUGAGGAAAGGCAAGAAACUACAAAAAAAAUAACGGCGACGAUGGACUCUUCUAGCAAAACAAACACCUGCGAAGAAACCUCUAACAACCAAUGAAGAAGAACACAGGGGCUGUUUAUCUGGCACUUGGUCUCAAGCGCUUCUCAUUAGAGCGCCCCCGUGUGUUGAGGGAGUGUCAUAUCUGGCUAGCUCCAGAACAGUUUUAUCCUGAGGACCUUUGUCUUGCUUAAUUUCUUUAAGUUUUUUUUUCUGUUUUCUAGGUUGUUGUUUUUUAGUUGUUUUUUAGUUUAUACUUGAAUGUGUGGCGAGGCAUAGGGCUGCUCUGCUUGGUUCGGUGUCGAUUAGUAUUUGUGGUACGUUUAAUUAACUGCUUAUCAGUGUGGGGAUCGGGGGUGUGAGGCGGUGAAAGGGGGCGGGGGGGGGGGAAGCGAGUGUAGACUAGGAACAUUUGCACCAAAGACCCAUCGACCUUACUCCACGGCACAUGUGAACUCAUUCCUGAGAGUGAGGCUGAGGACUUGUUCCUGACACGUGUACAGAAGACCGUAUGCGGUAUGGAGGAACGCCACCAUCUAGCCACAGCCCAUCUGUAAAAUUAACCUUUUUAUCAUCAUCCUCUCCUUUAUGUCUGCCUUGCUCCCUGACCUUCUUUUUCAACAAAAUUCUUUAAAAAAAAACUAAUUGGCCUAAUAUGUAAAUAUGCUAUGUAAAGAAUAAGUCUAAAAGGAUGAUAAUAUAUUGGUUUAUUGUGGUGUUUUUAAAAAUGCAGUUGUCAGUUCUCUUAAUUUCUUUGUGAUUCUUUUGUUCAUUUUUUUUGUAUGGCAGCAAAUAGAUCAGUGAAUGCAAUAAUUCUUGUACAGAGGGGCUUGAGAUUUUGUUGGAAGUAUGAAUGUGAAUUUUUACAAUGCCCUGCCCCCCUUUCAUGAAUUGCAUAGAUUGUACAUUUCUGCUGCUAGGGAUUUAGAGACAGAAAAGCAAGCAACGGUAUAAUAUAAUAAAGUAGGCCUCCCUUCCUGCAGGGGGAGCUCUCUAGGUCAGUGUGUAGAGCCUAGUGCCUCAUCGCUGGUCACCAUCACCUCGAUACCUGGUGACGUCUGCUCCCUGAGCUUUUUGUUCUGCUCAUCAUGCAUCAAUGCUGCCGGUUGGGAGCUUCGACCAGACUGAGGCUUUGCAAAUGGGGGUCGUCAAGACAACCGAGGCACUGACUGGUGAACUGUGAAGGGGGGUAGUUGGUAAUCAAGCACUGAGACUAGAUGAGACCACUGAAGCAGCGAGGAAAACUAGAAACUUCCAUCCUUGCCUCAGACGACGGUGGCCCAACGACCAUCUUUAAUGUACUUUAGAGCUGUGUCCUAAUUCCAUACUGCGUUUAGGACUACGUCUUAAGAGAGUCGGUGGCUAAGUCACACUGUCGGCUUAACCACUAUUCUCAAAUAUGUCAGUAAGCAGUAGGACUGCCCCGUACAUUACUUUUUAUAAUUUUUACAAUUAUAUUUUUCAAUUAGUAGUUUCGAAUGUUAGUUUCUUAGUUACUACUUAAAAUGUUGUUUUGCCUGACCAAAGGUUUAAAACUGCUAAAUUAUAAUAUUUACACUGUUAAAACAGUAAAGCAGCUAGAACAAGCUAAUAGGUAGUGAGUGUGUUUGCUUAAAGUUACAUGACACGAUCCUGGAUCCUACAUUUCCCAUGAUGCACCCCAAUAGGAUCUCACAAAUGGACUCUCCAUAUCUGGUUAAACUCCACACCGCCAGAUUUUCUGGGUAGGGUGUCUUGAUGUGGUGUAAAAAUGGGGUUUGAAUGGCCCUUUUUAAUUUUCUGUCCCUCGAUUAAUAAUUUCAACUCUAAUAAGCAUACUAGAUGUGAUGUGCCCAUGGAAAAGAAAACUACUGUAAAAAUGAAUACUCUAAUGUAUAGUGUAUUCUUGAUAAUUUUAGUACACACCGCCGUAGUAUUGCGAACCAUUAUUUCUGUUGAUGUAUCGGUUGAUUUUUUUUUCCUUUAUUCAUUUAGUUUAUAAAAUAUCACAAAAAGGAAAAUAAUUCAGUAAAAAACUUCCCGGACGUUCCAAGUUGGGACAAACAGCUGAUAUUUAGUUUCAUAUAUGAAUAGCAAAUAUUCAUAUAGUGAAUUUGGGGUAUUUUUUGCUCUAAAAAAAAUAAACAAUCAACUACUAAAAUUGAAUAAUUAUAGUAAAUUUGUAUUGAUUCAUCUAAUUGUUUCAGUUCUAGAAGCGCGUAUGCAUUUGGGACACAGCUCCGAUGAGCCGUAACCUUUGACCUCCUGUUCUAUGGGCACUGCACUGUUCUUCGUCCGUCUGGGUCCUCCAGAGGUUCUGAACACUGAAGGCGUUUCUGUAUGUGCACGCUUCAGUAACUUUUUGUUUAAUUUUUUAUCAAGUAAGUGACACAUAGAGACUACCACAUCACACAGCCGUACUAUGUCACAUCUCACAGAACAGUGACUCUUAUUUGUAUCACCCGUUUCUUUUCUUUACACUUACA
This is a messenger RNA of Cyclopterus lumpus (lumpfish), 5156 nucleotides long. RefSeq names its product dolichyl-diphosphooligosaccharide--protein glycosyltransferase subunit STT3B. Gene Ontology annotation, cellular component: membrane. Bases 275 to 2689 code for a protein of 804 amino acids. NCBI's taxonomy places the organism in Eukaryota, Metazoa, Chordata, Actinopteri, Perciformes, Cyclopteridae. Gene Ontology annotation, biological process: post-translational protein modification. Gene Ontology annotation, molecular function: dolichyl-diphosphooligosaccharide-protein glycotransferase activity. The transcript is spliced from 16 exons. The record is from RefSeq and is a predicted model, not a curated record.